Molecule: messenger RNA, 981 nt
Organism: Parasteatoda tepidariorum (common house spider)
Lineage: Eukaryota; Metazoa; Arthropoda; Arachnida; Araneae; Theridiidae
Product: putative glutamate receptor
Cellular component (GO): membrane
Molecular function (GO): ligand-gated monoatomic ion channel activity
Source: RefSeq, a predicted model, not a curated record
AUGAAAGCAUUCUUUCCUUCUAAACUUAGAAUUACAGUUCUACCAGAUACCAAAUCUACAGACGUUAAAAGAAUCAACAACACAAACAUUAUCUCGGGUGCUGAUGGUGAAUUUAUAAAACUAUUGUCACGAGCGCUAAAUUUCGAAUAUGAAAUUCUUGUUCCCUCAGAUCAUUCGUACGGUUCCAAGGAUGCAUUCGGAAACUGGACUGGAAUGGUGGGAAUGGUUGCAAGGAAUGAAACUGACAUGGCAUUCAGCUAUAUAACUGUUACCGAAGAGAGGUCGACUGUUGCAGAUUUCAGCGUGCCUUACUUCAAUCUUGAUAAAACGUUUCUAAUGAAUCACGCUUCUCUCUUGCCGAAAACAGCGGCAUUCACGUAUCCUUUCAGCAUUCUCACAUGGAUUUUAUUUUUUGUCGUACUGCUCUUUGUGACAGUGCUAUUUAGAGCUUUGAUUUCGCCAAAAGAGUCAAUAAUUUCGGUUUUCAUCAACUUGUGGGGAUCUUCUUUCGGGCAAGGAAUAAGCUACAACCCUCGUUCAAUGUCCAGGCGGAUACCACUUGGAAUUUGGAUCCUUUAUUCAUAUUUUCUGAUUUUGGGUUACAGCUCAGUUCUGUUAUCGUUUUUGACUUCACCAAUCAAAAUGAAACAAAUAAAAGAUUUCAAAGAUCUCUAUGCCGAAGUCAGAAAAGGAAAAAUGGAGUGUCUAGCAGCGGGACCCACCCUUGAAGCAGAUUAUUUGUCGCAAAGCAUUGUACCUCAUUUCAAAGGAUUGGGGGAAUACAUUAAAGAAAAUAAAUGGUAUUACUUUCUUAAUAUCACGCGUGUUCCUGAAAAAGUAGCAAUACUUGGGACACCCGUUCUAUUUCGAUUACUUUUGGGACCCCCGGAAAUGUACUUUUAUUCGAAAGAUGUUUUUGGAAGUUUUCCUUCAGGUUUUGCAAUCAGGAAAGAUUUUUGCUUGCAAAAAGCGCUUCAAUGA